Procambarus clarkii (red swamp crayfish) is the source of this 3791-nucleotide messenger RNA. The record is from RefSeq and is a predicted model, not a curated record. NCBI's taxonomy places the organism in Eukaryota, Metazoa, Arthropoda, Malacostraca, Decapoda, Cambaridae.
GCGGGUGACUAUGUUGUUGCAAGCAGCGUGUGCGAGCAGCUGGUAUCAGGAGACUACCACGAGGGCUGGCUGGUAUGUGAGCAGCUGGGACGAGCUCACCAGUACGCUAACCUUGUCGCCAGAGCCAGGUACCUCGACUUCGCACUCACAUACGCAACGCCCAGUCAUCUGGAAGACCUUCUCAAUGCCAGGAAUGAGGUAGAAAUGGCAAUGUUAUAUGCCAAAGUUAACACCCAGAUGGACACAGAGGACACCACAGGCGACUCAGAUGAUGGAUUUGUCGAUGCUAAGUCACAUCAAAUGGAUGAUGAUGAGGAAAAUGUUGAGGAAGACAGCUCGGAUGAGAUGGAUGAACAAAAGGGACUGUUGCAAGGCACUUUGGGGGUUACCCGCUCAGUCUUGUCAGUCACAGCAUCAACCACAUCUAAUUUGGUUUCCAGCGUAGCAUCUAAACAGUUUUGGAGAUCUGCAAUAAAUUGGAUGCAGCCACUCCAUGAACUGUCAUCACGAGGGGAGAAUGAUCAACUUGUUGAAGACACUAAUGUGGAUUUUAAGCAGCAAGGUUGCCAUGCUUUCUAUGCUGACAUUAUUCCUGAUCACCAUAUUAGCUCUAUUGGUGCAAGCUACAAGAGUUAUGCAUUGCCCUCCAUUUCCAAUCCUGCCCUCGAGUUCUCCUUAGCCCUACUGCGUAUUGCUCUGAUUGAAGAGACCCUCACCCAAGGCAACACCAUUAAGACGAAUAAAACAGUAGUGGCAGAAGUUGCCCGAGGAGUACUGCGAGAAGACUUGUCUCUUGGGUUGUGCUUUAUGUUGAUGUUGCACCAACCUGAGGAUGCCAGGGCUGUGUUAGCUAGUCUUCCACGUACUGAUGUCUCAUUACAGAUGACCCAGUAUUAUUAUGCUCUACAAAUUUAUACAAGCCUUCAUCCAUGGGCUCACCCUAGUAUUGCACCAGUGUUCCUACAUGACCCUACAGAAGUUAUUUUUCAUGUUUCUUGCAUUAUUGACUCCUUAAAUUUAUCAAGACUUGAUGCAGAGCUAAAGCAGUUUAUUGAAUUAUUCAAGAGCACUCAGGAGCUGGUAGCAGACUAUGUGCAGGGUCAGGCACUUCAGCGACUGGGUGCUGGUGUAAAUAUUGACAGAUUUUUAUCAGAUUCAAGUUAUAAAGAAGACACUGUUCUUGGCCUAGCUAUGACACUGGACAAUGAGGUUUUGGAUUUAGCUCUCACCUUAGCCAAGAAGUAUGAAGUGUCACUGUGGCAGGUGUACAUGACUCACUUGCAGCACCUGUUUGAUUCUGAGAUUAAUACGGCAGAACUUAAGAAACAUAUCAACGAAAAGGAUUUGAUCCAGACUCUUGGCAAUAAGCCUGAGGAGUUUGUAUCACGCAUGGAGCAGAAUGUCUUUCUUACAGUGAAUGGUUGUGAUCAUGAACGCCUAAUCCUGUACUACUCGCUGAUAGAACAGUGUGGUGGCAUGGAACCAGAAAGUAAGGUGGCCCCAUCUCACAUUAAGCUCCUUAAAAAGCUGAAAGGUUCAGCAGAGGGUUUAAAUUAUAAAUUACUUUUAAAGCCAAAUUCAGAUGUUUUGGCUAUUCUUGGUCCAGUUCUAACUGCCGAAAAUGUGAAUAAUCUUGCUAAGGUUGCCAAGAAUGUUCCAUGCAAGGAAGGAACUGGCAUUGAACCCAGCACUGUUUAUUGUGCUUGGGCUCACAAAAUGUUUUUUGAAAGUGCAGCUGAUAAAAAAAGCAAGACUUCAAGUGACUGGAUUCACAGAUAUGAGUCAUGUGGAGAGUAUAUGCAGAAAAUGAACCCUGCUGACAUUGUGAAGUUUGUGAAGCAGCUUGUGCUGUGUGAUGCAGGAGUUCAGCCUGUGCCAUUGGAGGCAAGGAUAGAGUUCACCCGCAGGGCCGUUAAGUUUUGUAAGCAGCAACAAAGCAAACAAAAGUUAGCUGAUGACGGCAAAGGCUGGCAGGAAGCCUCAGCAGAAAUAGAGCGUUGGGGGACUCAUUUAGAGCUUUUGCGUUCCAAUACAUUCCAAAAGCUGCAAAGGAGCAAAGAUCCACGACUCAGAAGUUAUGCCAAUAAGUUUGCUCAGACCGGCAGCAGUGAACCUUUGCUGAAAGAGUUGUCAUGUUCAGUGUUGAUGGAGGGAUCAAGCCUGGAUGUUCUGCAAGAAGUGUUGAGUGUUUAUCCUGAGGGCUCCACCACCACACCUGAAGAUGUCAUUAUGGACACACUCAGGCUCUUGGUCUCUCACUGGAAGGGCCAGGAUACACAGGUUGUGAAUGUAACAGUAAAGGAUUGUAACCACCUGAGCAUUUUUGAUCAUGUUCUCCUUCAAGUACAUAACUACCUGGAGGAAGGGAGAGACCUACUGGCAGAGGAGGAAGUUCUUGAUGAAAUACGCAGCUUAUGUAAUGAUCCUUCAGUGCUUCUUACUACAAAAGUAGACGUCUUAACUAUAACAGAAAAGCAUUUGUCGCUGAAUGAGGAAGACUUGGAGCUUGUGCGAGUAUUGCGAACUGGUGGGGUGGUAGCUGGUGCUUGGUGUGGGGAGCAGACUGUGACAGUAGAGCAGGAGCAGCUGGCCAGCAAUGACUCAAGAGCAUCACUUCUAUCCUUGCUCAUAGCACGUACCACCACUAUGCAACAAUCACAAGCUUUACUACAACUCCUUAAACUCUGGCCACCAUUUAAUCACGAGGUAUAUAUGAAUGUAUCAUCCAAUCCUUGGCUUGCAGUAUUUGACAAGAUUUUGGAGAUAAGAGAAAAGAAGCUAUCAUCUGGCCUAGAUAUUAUUUGGGAAGCAUCUCGAGAUGCAUUUCAUCUAAAUCAGUUACCUAAUGAAGGUCUCAGUGUAUUGGUGAAGAAACUUCAGAGUCUAGGUCGAGAGGCUCUUAAGUGCAGUUCUAAAGUGGCGCUGCUCUCAGAUGAUGCUACAGUCCAUGGAGCUGUCCUACAAAAUAUGGAAUCCAUUAAGGAGGUGAAAGAAUGUGACUACGAUGGAGAUCUGCUUUGUUGGGUGAUCACCCGUGAGCUGGUGCCUCACUGUCUGCCCACACCAAUGUAUGGUCCACUUGUUGCCCAUUUGGUCGAGACUGGGGACAACACUAUGUUGAAGUCAGCAGUGCAGCAAUUAUGUGAUGCUGGUCACUAUAAAGAGGCAGCCAGUUUAACUUUUACUCAGACCUCCGUACCGAAGGCACUUCAGACAAUGACAUCAGCAUUACAGACAUACAAAAAAUGGCUUUAAAUCAACAUUUAAUAAGAAAUUUAAAACAGCAGCAGCAAAGUUUGUAAUUUUAAGUAGUUAAUGCGUUCAUAUUGAAAAAGCAACAUUAAAGUGUGUUAGUACACAGAGAAAUCUCGGUAAUGUGUUACAUAUCAAUGAGAAAAUCCACAGGAGCCGUGAUGAGGAUUCAAACCUAUAUGCUGGGUAUUCCCAGACGCAUGCUCUAGACAACUAGGCCACAACAUGGAAAGGAAUUGCAACCUUGGGUUCUGCAAUACCCACGAGGAUUCCCAAGACUUCCACUGAAGUCGAACCAGGAUUUCACACAAUUCCCCCAUGCACUCUGGCUCUGUCGUCCAGUAGUUCUACCUCUGACGUCUAUCUUGCAAGCUGAUUCCCAGGUUUCAAUCUUUUCCAUACCGUGGCCUAGUCAUCCAGAGCGUGCAUCUGGGAAUACCCAGCGCAUAGGUUCGAAUCCUCAUCAUGGCUCCAGUGGAUUUUCUCAUCAAUAUAUAUCACGUUAAUGUGGUUUGUGUGUACUCACCUAGUUGUGUUUG